This is a messenger RNA of Camellia sinensis, 645 nucleotides long. The record is from RefSeq and is a predicted model, not a curated record. Lineage: Eukaryota; Viridiplantae; Streptophyta; Magnoliopsida; Ericales; Theaceae.
GCACAAAGGCGACGAAGACAGGCUCAUGCAAGACAGAACUUUCCAUGUCCAUACAAACACUGUCGAGAAAAAGGCCUUAUUGAAUAUGAAGGUAUCACGGCAGUACACUUUGUGAGGCUAUGUCCAGAAGCAAAAGGGCCCUCAAGAUCAACGGAUGGAGCUGUUGGGUAUGAUCUUAGUUCAACUGCUAAGAUAUUCAUCCAGCCUCAAGAUCGUUGUCUUAUCCCUACUGGAAUAGCAUUACAAAUUCCAUUUGGCAUGUAUGGAAGAAUUGCACCGCGAUCCGGGUUAGCACUACAACAUGGAAUUCAUGUGGGUGCAGGUGUUAUUGAUCCCGAUUAUCGUGGGGAAGUUAAAGUCCUACUCUUUAACUUUGAUUUGAAGAUGUUUAAGAUUCAACCUGGCCAACGAAUUGCUCAGAUCAUUUUUGAAAAGGUUGCAUUGCCUAGAAUGGUAGAACAAGACGGAUUCCUAGACAUAACAGGACGAGGCACUAGCGGUUUUGGUCAUUCAGGAAUGGCUUCGGAGCCUAAGGAAAAAUGGACGUCUGCUUCAAAGGAACGGAGGAAUUCAUCGCUGUUUACAUUGAUGAUAUUCUUGUAUUUUCACCUAAUGAACAGACUCAUGAGAAGCAUAUCCACGUGA